AUGAAUAAUUUAUAUAAACACGCAUUGAAACAAAACCAAAGUAUAACGCAGGAUUUAGAGAAAUUUGAAAAUGCCGAGGAUGCUUCUGUUGGCUUACAAGGACAAAUAUCUGCAAGUCUCAUUGCUUUAAAACGAACAAUAGAUGAUUAUGAUAAUCUUGCUAAAAGAGAAAUGAUUCUUGUUAAGCAAGAAAAAGCUUUUGCUAAUGUAAGUAAAUUAAGAAAUGAAUACAAUGAAUUCAAAAAGCUAUUUGAACGGCUAAAACAAC
Funneliformis mosseae is the source of this 268-nucleotide messenger RNA. The record is from the annotation of a GenBank genome assembly. NCBI's taxonomy places the organism in Eukaryota, Fungi, Glomeromycota, Glomeromycetes, Glomerales, Glomeraceae.